AUGAGCACCAGAGACUUGAUAGAGGGUGAGGCGCUGUUGGAUGAUGAGGAGAAUGACGAGGAGUUCGACGAAGAGACUGGCGAGCCAAUAAGAGGUCCGAGUACCGGAAAACCUAAUACAUACGAUGACUCCAGCGAGGAGGACGAUGAAGAAGAGGAAGACGAGGAGGCUGCUCGCGCAGUUCGAGAAGGAUUCAUCGUCGACGAAGAUGAAGAAAUCGAGGAACGCGCCGAGCGCCGCCGAGAACGAAAGAAGCGCAGACGAGAGGAGCGUGAACGAGAGGAAAUCGUUCUCGAUCAAGAAGAUCUAGAACUCAUCGGCGAGCAGAAUCCAGAUUUCCAGCCUCAGUCUACUGAGUCAAAAUUUAAACGUCUCAAACGAGGUCACAAAUCAGACCGACCCGCCGACGUCUUUAACUGGGAUGAAGAAGAGGAAGCAGCAGAUUAUGGAAGGGUCAGCCACCGCCGUCGCGACGAAGAAAUGGACGACUUUAUCGAAGAAGAUGAGUUCUCCGAUGAGGAACGUCAGCGCCGAGAAGACGACGAAGAAAUUGCACAUCCCGUUCGCAAAGGAAUAUCCGGCCUCGCCAUCUCCGAAGCCACCGGUCUCGACGAAAAUGCUCUGGAGGAUAUGCGUGCGGCUUUCGGUGAUGGUACCGACUACCUGUUUGCCCUCGAGAUGGAGGAAGAUGAAGAAGAGCAACAAGAGGAAGAAACAAAACACCUCGACUUGAAGGAUGUUUUCGAGCCGACAUUAUUGGCCGAGAAGAUGUUGACUGAUGAGGAUAACGAGAUUCGCUUUGCCGACGAACCAGAGCGCCAUCAAAUUGCACGAAAGCCAUACAAAGGGGUUGUUCUUUCCGACGAAGAGUUCCAUGAAGAAGCCGUCUGGAUUUCAAACUUGAUGCUUUUGAGGAAACAACACGUCAUUGAGGAUAACCUACAAGAGCCGUUUCAGCGCGCUGUUGCCAAAGUGCUUGAGUUUAUGGUGACCGAUGAUUUCGAAGUGCCUUUUAUCUUCCAACACCGAAAAGACUAUUUGAUUCAUGCCGCCAAGGUUCCAGCUUCUCCCGAUCCGGGCAAUCCUGAUGCGCCAGAGUUCGUCAUCCGAGCUCAGAAACUGCUUAACAUGAACGACUUGUGGGACAUUUUUGAACACGAUCUGAAGUUCCGAGCCUAUAUUGAUAAACGACAUACUCUACAAAAGACGUACGAUCGCCUGCAAGAAAUCGGCGUCAAGGAUGAAAUAGUGGAUGAAAUGCUUGCCGCUGCGACUACUAUGGAGGAACUACAGGAUGUUCAAGAAUAUCUGCAUUUCCAAUAUGGUCCUCAAAUCAAGGAUCUUUCUUUAAUCUCAGAAGAGACCAACGGUGAAGUGGAUGGCGAAGUCAAUGGACAGACGAAUGGUCAGACCACUCGCCGGAAAGCGGGCGCCAAUACUUUCUUUGAAAGAAUUCGGAAGAGUAAUGUCUAUAGUCUUGUGCGCUCUUUCGGUAUUACUGCCGAUGCGUUUGCUCAAGCCGUUUCUCAAAAUCGCCGAGGACAAUACACCGAGGACCCCGAGAAACCACCCGAAGAACUCGCAGAUACCGCUUUGGAUACUGAUUAUAGCAACUCAACAAGCGCUCUUAGAGCUGCCAAGGCUAUGUUUGUCGAGGAGUUGGUGAUGAACCCAAGAAUGCGAAAAGUCAUCCGUGAGCAGUGCUACAGGAAUGGUGUUGUGGAUUGUUACAGAACAGAAAAGGGUCUUCGCCGAAUCGACGAGCAACAUCCAUACUAUGAAUUCAAGUAUUUGCGCAACCAGCAACUUACAGAUAUUGCUCGACGUCCAGAACUUUUCUUGAGCAUGCUCAAGGCCGAAGAGGAAGGAUUGAUCAACGUAACAGUCACCUUCCAGAACUUGGAGCGCUAUCGUCAGAGUUUAUACAGCCAUAUUGAGUCAGACAGUCAGAGUGAUGUUGCUGAUGCUUGGAACAGAGAGAGACGUGAAGUUCUUGAUACCGCCCUUGGCCGGCUUGUCAAACUGAUGACACGUAGUGUCAAGGAGAACAUUCGACAAAAUUGCGAAAAUCAUGUUACCAAGGAAGUGCGCGAAGUAUUCUCCAAUAAACUAGACCAAGCUCCUUACAAGCCGAAAGGCAUGGUUCUUGGUACCGUUCCUCGAGUGCUUGCCUUUUCUAACGGUGAUGCUCCUGUGAAUGGAGACCAUUUCAUUCACUGGGUCUGGGUUGAAGAAGAAGGCCGGCCUCAAGAGAACGGAAAGUUCGCAAAAUUGCAAAUUGGAGAUUUGGAGCGUGGCAUUCCAGAUGGAGAGGACGUUGCUGCAUUCGUCGAGUUGGUUCGUCGUCGCGUUCCAGACGUCAUUGCUGUUUCAGGUCGCUCCCCAGAGACUCGCAAGCUUUACAAGCUACUUUGUGAUCUCGUUGACCGCAAGGACCUCCGUGCUGCUCCAUACACUGUCGGUGAAGGAAAAGAGGCAAAGGAGGUCGCUGACAGGUUGGAAGUUAUUAUGGUGAAUGACGAAACAGCACAGUUAUACGCCAAUAGCGAGCGAGCCACAGUCGAUUUCCCAGUCAAACAAAAUUACCUCACGAGUUAUUGUUGCGGUAUUGCUCGAUACCUCCAGAACCCGUUGAAAGAAUACGCAGCCCUUGGCAAAGAUUUGGUUUCUAUUCAGUUCACACCUGGUCAGAGGUAUCUAGCCGAAGACAUUGUCGCAAAACAAUUGGAGAGCGCUCUAGUUGACAUGGUAAAUUUGUGCGGUGUCGACAUCAAUGAGGCUGUGAGCGAUCCGGCAACACAGAAUCUUCUCCAAUAUGUCUGUGGUCUAGGGCCGAGAAAAGCUUCGCAUUUGGUUAAAAUCGUCAACAUGAAUGGUGGCAUCGUCAACAAUCGUGUGGAACUACUUGGUGUUGAAGCACAGUACCCUGCUAUGGGCGUGAAAGUCUGGAACAAUUGUGCUAGCUUCCUUUACCUCGACUGGGAAAAUGUAGAGACGGACGCUGAUCCUUUGGAUAACACCCGUGUGCAUCCUGAAGACUAUGACAUUGCUCGCAAGAUGGCCGCUGAUGCAUUAGAACUUGAUGAAGAGGAUAUCAAGGCAGAGACAGACGAGUCUGGACCUGGUGCUAUUGUUCGGAAGCUCCUCAAAGACGAUCUUCAAGAUCGUGUUAACGACUUGAUCUUGGAGGAAUAUGCCGAGCAGUUGGAGAAGAAUCUGAACCAGCGGAAGCGAGCGACAUUAGAGACUAUCCGUGCCGAGUUGCAACAACCUUAUGAAGAGCUCCGGAAACCAUUCGUCUUCCCGACCACAGACGAAAUCUUCACUAUGCUCACAGGCGAGACAAACGAAACCUUGGCCGAAGGUAUGGUUGUUCCAAUGUCCGUCAAGCGAAUUGCCCAGGACCAUAUCGAAGGAAAACUCGAUUGUGGAGUUGAAGUACUUGUGUCCGAGUCAGAUAUCACAGACCGGCAUGAUAUACCACCAAGAGCUCUUUUCCAGAUUCACCAAUCCGUUCAGGGCAAGAUCUUGUACUUGAACAAGAAAACAUUCCAAUGCAACAUGACACUUCGUGAAGACAAGGUCAGCAAAGGAUAUCAGCGACCGAUAGAGAAGCAUCGCGGUGAAUGGGAUGAUCGACAGGAGCAGGAAGAUCGUGAGCUUCUGCAAGAAAAGGCGAAAACGGAAAGUCGAUUCGUCAGAGUCAUCAAACAUCCAUUGUUCCGAGCCUACAACUCAAAACAGGCGGAGGAGUACUUGGGAGGAAUGAACCGGGGCGACUGUGUUAUCCGCCCGUCUUCGAAGGGACCUGAUCAUCUCACAGUCACAUGGAAAGUUGCUGAUAGUGUUUACCAACACAUUGAUGUUCUGGAAUUGGACAAAGAGAAUGAAUAUUCAGUUGGUCGAAUUUUGAAGAUUGGCGGAAAAUACACGUACAGCGAUUUAGACGAGUUGAUCGUCAGCCACGUGCAGACGAUGGCCAGGAAGGUCGACGAGAUGAUGUCUCAUGAAAAGUAUCAAAGCGGGACAAAGGCGGAUACAGAAAAAUGGCUGACUACGUACACCAUGGCAAAUCCCAAACGAUCCGUUUACGCUUUCUGCAUCAACCCCAAGUACCCUGGAUAUUUCUUCCUGUGCUUCAAAGCAGGACAAAAUGCAGCACUACAGAGUUGGAAUGUCAAAGUCAUUCCCCAAGGUUUUGAGUUGCAACGCAAUCCUUAUCCCGAUAUGCGUGCGUUGUGCAAUGGAUUCAAACUGCUUUUCACAAAUAUGCAAGUGGGCCGAGUUGGUCAGGGGUUGCCUCGCAGGUGA
This is a messenger RNA of Talaromyces marneffei, 4311 nucleotides long. RefSeq lists its product as uncharacterized. Gene Ontology annotation, cellular component: transcription elongation factor complex. Gene Ontology annotation, biological process: transcription elongation-coupled chromatin remodeling; mRNA transcription by RNA polymerase II; transcription elongation by RNA polymerase II. The transcript has 4 exons. Bases 1 to 4311 code for a protein of 1436 amino acids. Lineage: Eukaryota; Fungi; Ascomycota; Eurotiomycetes; Eurotiales; Trichocomaceae. Gene Ontology annotation, molecular function: DNA binding; nucleosome binding; histone binding. The record is from RefSeq and is a predicted model, not a curated record.